Xenia sp. Carnegie-2017 is the source of this 1044-nucleotide messenger RNA. RefSeq names its product P2X purinoceptor 7-like. Bases 34 to 597 code for a protein of 187 amino acids. The record is from RefSeq and is a predicted model, not a curated record. NCBI's taxonomy places the organism in Eukaryota, Metazoa, Cnidaria, Anthozoa, Malacalcyonacea, Xeniidae. The transcript is spliced from 4 exons.
UGUUGCUGCUACUAUUAAUGCGUGUUUAUCUCGAUGUCUUCAACGGAGGAAGAAGUCGAAUUUGACAUCGAAUAUAUUGCUACGGAGGUCCAGCCUUACAUGUUUGAACCGCUAGCUAGUAGCAAUAAUGUUGAAACUGACGAAGAUCUGUCUUCGUCGUCGUCAACGGACAGCUCAUCUGACGAAUAUACUCACAGGAUUGGAAAUACAAACUGGUGUGAGUGUGGACACUGUGUGGCGAUGACAACCGUCCGGGAAAGCAUUUGUUGCCAUGAAGAACCGAAGACAGACCCUAAAAUUCAUGGUGACCAUUUAUGCAUCACAGAAGAACAAGAGUUUCACAUGGCCUGCAUCAACGAAACAGUCGUUAGAACAGCUAUGGUUGUAUUCGUUCACGAUCACGGGGCAAUACCAGACGCUCCAGAAACCGAAACUUUGCGUUACACUGCCUAUAGGCAAUGGACAGCAUGGAUACAUGGAAAGCUUGGCAAGAAAUAUCGACUUCCUAUACCAUCCUGUGCUGUUAAAGAAAUAAGGAAAGCAUUUCCUUCACCUUCUGGCAUAUAUAAAGGCUUUGAAUAUGCACAGCAUUUAUAAAUACCUCUUGCAUUGCCUUGUAAAAGAAAUGUGUAUGCUUUGGUGCAUAUAGUAUAACAACUCGAUGAAAACCUUCAAGAGCUGAUGUUUGUUUCUCAUGGCUGAGCUUCCCAAUAUCUUUCAUGAGAUACCUGCUUUCAACAAUCGAUGCCAAUUCAGUAAAUGCUCUAGAUCCUUGGAAAAAAGAUAGAAAAUUUUAUGGUGCCCAUUUAUGUCAUAUGUUGACAAAUAACACCACAUUGUGGCAUUGGCUGGCAAUUGAAGUUUGUUGAUAAAGAAAGUAUCAAUUACUGUAAAUAACUAUUAUGUCUUAUACCAGAGCAUUUAGGAUUAAUUUGUACCUUUCUUUAUCCAUAAGCGAGGCUCAAGAGUACCAUGCUCACAUUUUGGAAAUAAUUCGCUAUGACCAUCAUGAAUGUUGCAAAUGUGAUUCAGCAAUGAUAGCCA